Messenger RNA from Paramecium tetraurelia, 1398 nucleotides. RefSeq lists its product as uncharacterized. Gene Ontology annotation, cellular component: cytoplasm; nucleus. The transcript is spliced from 3 exons. Gene Ontology annotation, molecular function: ATP binding; protein serine/threonine kinase activity. Lineage: Eukaryota; Ciliophora; Oligohymenophorea; Peniculida; Parameciidae. Gene Ontology annotation, biological process: protein phosphorylation; mitotic DNA damage checkpoint signaling. The record is from RefSeq and is a predicted model, not a curated record.
AUGCAAAUGUUUGAAAUCAUCAUUUGUUAUCGUAAGCAUCUUAUUGCUGAUCAGAUUUAUGAGAUUAGAUUCACUGAUAAUGCUCUCACACUAACAAAUGUAAAUGAUCAUCUAAAAUCUCUAUAGCCCAAGAGACCUGAUACUCCUAAGUACAUCGUCCCAUUAAAUUGGUCCUCCUAAAUUUCAUGGCAACUUACACCAAAAGAAAAUGCUUUUGGCUUCUGGACAUCACCCAAAAAAUUUAAGUGGUUUCAUGUUAAACAAAGUGACUUACUCAUUUUAAAGAAGAUUCUUUCCAAGUUUGUUUCUUUCACUAAAGUAUAAGACUUUUAUGAAGCUACAGAACAUUUGGCGACUGGCAGCAACAGUCAAGUUUAUUAAGUUGUGAGGAAAAGUGAUAAAAGUGAUAAUUAUGUCACGAAAUGUAUUACUAAAGAGGCAAUUUAGAAUUCGGUUGAAAAAAUGAAUGGAAUUUUUGAUGAAUUAAAUAUCCUCAAACAGUUAAAUCAUCCUAAUCUGCCUCGCUUUGAAGAGUUCUAUGUUGGUGAUGGCACCUAUUAUAUAGUCUUAGAGUAUUGCAGGGGGCAAAGUUUAAAUUCAUACAUUAAAGAAUUAAAACAUUAAUUAAAUGUAAGAAUUAUUUAGAAUAUUCUUUGGGAAUUACUUCAGGGUGUUGCCUAUCUGCAUUCUCUAAAUAUAAUUCAUCGUGACAUAAAACCUGAGAAUAUUAUAUUAAAUAUUCAGGAAAAGAAAAUAGAUCUCAAAAUAGUCGACUUUGGUCUCUCUGUAAAACUAGAGCCCAAUAAAGAACUCAAGAAAUGCGGAACUCCAGGUUAUGUGGCUCCUGAGAUAAUAAAUCUAAAAAAUGGAAAAUAUGGUUUAGAGAGCGACAUUUUUUCUGUAGGAUGUGUAUUCUAUAAACUACUGUUGAGGAAGGAUUUAUUUUAUGGGGAAACUCAAAAUGAAAUCUUAUCAGCUAAUAGAAGAUGCCUAUGUAACAUUUAAAAUUUAUCAUUGAUCCAUAUCCCAAUAACUGCUUAAAAUUUACUAUCAGAAAUGUUGCAAGAAGAUCCUCGAUUGAGAAUCAAAGCUACAUCUGCCUUAUAACAUCACUUCUUUAGAGAAAAUUUUAGAAUCAGUACUCGGAAUAUUCCUCUUUUACUGUCCCAAGUGAGGGCUAGUUUUCAUACUUAAACAUCGAACACAAAACAACUACUUAGCGAUGAUGAUAUUCAUGUAGAGUAUUUCAAUAAUGAAUUACCUCCCAUUAAUCAAAUUCCAGUAUUUUUAGAUUAUCAUAAAAAUGGACAAAAAAUUACUUAAUAUCAAGAAAAUUUAAAUUCUUAAUCCACAGAUUCAAAAUUUUUAUUUCGAAAUGUCUCAAAAUCCACAGGUUGA